Messenger RNA from Phycodurus eques (leafy seadragon), 7335 nucleotides. Its product is annotated as C-1-tetrahydrofolate synthase, cytoplasmic-like. NCBI's taxonomy places the organism in Eukaryota, Metazoa, Chordata, Actinopteri, Syngnathiformes, Syngnathidae. The record is from RefSeq and is a predicted model, not a curated record. Gene Ontology annotation, biological process: tetrahydrofolate interconversion. Gene Ontology annotation, molecular function: methenyltetrahydrofolate cyclohydrolase activity; methylenetetrahydrofolate dehydrogenase (NADP+) activity. Gene Ontology annotation, cellular component: cytosol. The coding region runs from base 798 to 1760 and encodes 320 amino acids. The transcript is spliced from 10 exons.
AAAGCUGAAUUUAGGUAGUUCAAUACAAAAAGUGAAAGUCAGAGAUUCACUUCACUGAAAUACUUCAUAAUCUUUUAAAAAAUAUGUAUAAUUUUGAUGAGCAUAGCUUACAGAAAAUGAAAACCUAAAUUCACCAUCUCUUGGAACUACAACAUUAUGUAACAAACAAUCAGGAAAGAAUGGAAUCUAUUUUUAAUGUACCAAUUAGGCAGGAUUCUUCCCUCUGAACAGCAUUUUCCAAGUGUUUCAUGAAUUUAUAGAAUAUAUGAGGACUGAAAUAAACUGACUUUUCUACCAGAUUCUAAUUUAUUGAGAUGUACUUGUACCUGUUUUUAAUUCAUCUAGUUACUCAUUGCAGUUCUUUCAAAGUAAAGUUAUUUUCAGUACUCAAACGUUCAAUUUUUUACUCGCUGACCUUUCGUACACAAACACACACACACACACACACUGGUCAAUCAUUACACACAGUAGUAGUGCGGUGGUCUCUCAGGUAAGACGCCACGUUGUCUUUGCGGUCUUCACUCGCGUUUGCAGUCGACGACUGAAUGUUAACAAACGAUUGACUGUGUAAUUCAUUGAGCCAUUGUAUGGAAAUUGAUUGUAAUUGCUGGAUUGAUGCAAUGGCGUCUAAACGGUGUGCAUUCAUUUGCUGCCACCAGUAGGGGCGCUGUUGAUUCCCUCAAACAUGCUCAUGAUGACAAGAGAAAAAAGUUCAGAACAUUCAUAGAUAUGAUAUACUGUUGUGUGUAAGCAUACAGCGUGUAAGGUCAUAACAUGCUGUCGUCACCUUGUUAGUCAUGUUGACUUUACUGCGCCACCUGUCGUCCUCUUGUUGCUAUGGAGGGAGACGCUCCAUAGCAACCGUCAUCUCUGGAAAUAAAACUUCCAAGCUGGUGAGGGAGCGGCUGAAGAAGGAGGUGGACAAGAUGAAGAUGUCCAAUGUCAUCCCGAGUCUGCUGGUUUUACAGGUGGGAAACAGAGAAGAUUCAAACUUGUACAUCAGCAGUAAGAUGAAAGCUGCAGCUGAGGUGGGCAUCGAUGCAGCACAUGUGAGGUUGCCCAACACGGUGACACAGGAUGAGGUUCUACGGACCAUCAUGUCGGUCAAUGAGGACGUAUCCGUGCACGGCCUCAUUGUGCAACUUCCUCUGGAUUCCAUCAACCACAUGGACGUGGAGAUGGUCACCAAUGCUGUCUCUCCACUCAAAGAUGUAGACGGCCUGAGUUGCAUCAAUGCGGGGAAGUUGUCUCGCGGGGACUUGAACAACUGCUUCCUCCCCUGCACCCCCAAUGGAUGCAUGGAACUCAUCAGACAGACAGGUGUGAGCGUGGCUGGCAAACACGCGGUGGUGAUUGGUCGCAGUAAGAUUGUUGGCGCGCCCAUGCACGACCUGCUGCUGUGGAAUCAUGCCACUGUUACCACCUGUCACUCAAAGACGCACAACAUCCCCGAAGAGGUGCGCAGGGCUGACAUCCUGGUGGUGGGGGCGGGGCGAGCGGAGAUGGUGAGAGGCGAUUGGCUGAAGGAGGGCUGCGUGGUCAUCGACUGCGGGAUCAAUCACGUGCCAGAUGAAAGCAAGCCAGGUGGCAAGCGUGUGGUUGGCGAUGUCCACUACACCUCAGCCUAUCAGAGAGCUGGAUUCAUUACUCCGGUUCCCGGAGGGGUAGGCCCAAUGACAGUGGCCAUGCUCAUCCAGAACACAGUGCUCAGUGCUCAGCGUGUCCUCGCCAACAUGGCCGCCGCCAGACGCUCCCUCUGACACUGCAGGUUUCAAAAAUAAAAGUUUCACGUCCGCAGAGUUUCUUAAAAUCAACACAAUCUGUUUGAUGAUGAAGAUGAUGGAGGUGGACGUUGCCGUAGCAACUGUCAAACCAAAGCAGCUUUUACGUUUCCAGUUUCCAUCAUCUUCCGUGAAAACAAAACAGCGUUUACGUUUACAGUUUCCAUCCUCUCAUCGUCUGUAGAUUUAAGAUGCGUACAUACACUCAUUUCCCUACUCACAAAUUACUAGUUCCCCACAUAUUCACACUUAUUUUUUAACCGAUCCCUCGUCAAUCGGCGGGGAAAUUUUAUAUAUAUAUAUAUAUAUAUAUAUAUAUAUAUAUAUAUAUAUAAUUUUUAUACAUACAUACAGUUGCUCAACAGUCUGGGGUCUCCGUUGUCAUAUUUUGUGCUUCAUAAUGCACCACACAUUUUCAGUCGGAGAAAGGUCUGGACUGCUGGUAGGCCAAUUUAGUACUCUCCCUCUUUUACUGCCAAGCCAUGCUGUUGUGACAUACAGAAAGUGGCUUGGCAUUGGCUUGCUGAAAUAAGCAGGGACGUCGGUGAACAAUACAUUGCUUGGAUGGCAGCAUAUGUUGCUCCCAAACCUGUAUCUACCCUUCAGCAUCAAAGGUCCCUUUACAGAUGUACAAGUUACCCAUUCCAUGGGCACUAACACACCCGCAUGCCAUCACAGACCUUGCUGGCCUUGAACUUUGCGCUGAAAACAAUGGUCCUUUUCCUCUUUGGCCCAGAGGACACGACAUCCAUGAUUUCCAGAAACAAUUUUAAAUGUGGACUUGUCAGACCACAGCAUACUUUUCUGCUUUGCGUCAGUCCAUCUCAGAGAAGCCAGUGAUGUUUCUGGGUGUUGUUGAUACAUGGCUUUCGCUUUACAUUGGUAGUUUUAACUUGCAUUUGUAGAUGUAGCAACGAAGAGUGUUGAAUGACAAUGGUUUUCUGAAGUGUCCCUUAACCCACGUGACAAUAUCCUUUACAUGAGGAUGCCAGUUUUUAAUGCAGUGCUGUCUGAGGGGUCAAAGAUCACAGGCAGUCAAUGUUGGUUUUCGGCCUUGCCGCUUAAGUGCAGAGAUUUCCUCAGAUUCUCAGAAUCUUUUGAUCAUAUCAUGGACCGCAGAUGAUGAACUCCCUAAAUGUAUUGCAAUUGCACAUUGAAAAACGUUCUUCUGAAACUAUUUUCUCGUGUAGUUUUUCACAAAGUGGUGAACGUCACCCCAUCCCUGCUUGUGAACAACUGAGCCUUUUGGGGAUCCUCCUUUUAUACCCAACCCUGACACUCCCCUGUUUCCAAUUAACCUGUUUACCAAACAGGUGUUUUCUGAUCAUUUAUCAACUUUCCCAGUCUUUUGUUGCCCCUGUCCCAGCUUUUUAGGCACGUAUUGCAGGCAUCAAAUUUAAAAUGAGAGAAUAUUUGCAAAAAAAACCAACAAAAAAACAUUUCCCCAGUUCGAAAAUUUAAUAUAUUGUCUUUGUCUUGUCUUGUCUUGUCGUGUAUUUAUUUGAAUAUAGGUUGAAAGGAUUUGCAAAUAGUUGUAUUCUGUUUUGAUUUACGUUUUACACACCAUCCCAACUUCAUUGGAAUUGGGGUUUGUAAAUCAAAAUAAAAGCAGCAACACGAGCGUGUUUGAUCAGAGCUUUUACUUUGAAAACCACACAGAAGACAAAACGAUGAGAGCGUCUAUCAGUAAAAGUCACUGUUUGACUUCUUGUCACAGCAUAUCAACAGGAAGUGUCACCCGCUCGUCCCAGCGUCACUCGCCGCGCCCGCCGUCGCCACCGCUCUCCUGCGAGAUUUCUGAGUCGAGCGAGUAGGCGGAGCUCCCGUUGUCGUGUGCGUCCCUGCUGACCUCCAGGAGGGUGUCGUUGGUCGAGACCCCACCCCCUUCCGGACAGAAGUGGGCUGAGCUAUGGAAGAGCUGGCUGUGGCGGUGCAGUCUUGGCGGCUUGGCGGUGUGCGCAUACAUGUGCUCCUGAAGCUGACUCUUGUGCGAGAAGCGCACACCGCACACAGCGCACGCCAUCUUGCGCUUGCGGGAGUGGGCGGCAGCAGCUGGGGCAGCGCUCAGUCCCGCCCCCUCUGCCGCCCCCACACGGCUCCUCCUGAGCUCCGCCGCCAGCUGGGCGGCAAGUGCCCGACUCUGCCGCAGCGCCUCCUCGAGGCGGUCGGCGUCCAGACGCUCACCGGCCGCCUCGUCAUUGUCGAGACCGCCGCUUUCGUGCGACAGCCCCUCCAUGAAGAGGGCGGGGUGGAGGGCAUGGCUGAACAGGUGCUGGCGCAGCCGCUCGGGUGACGCGCAGCGAUGGCCGCAACGGGGACACGCCAGGGCCGGUGCCCGCUCUUUGGAUACCGCACUUUCCUGAGGGGGAGACCCCGUUCCCGCUACCUCGUCGUCUGGACGCUCCUGCUUGAUGGCGGCGGAGAUGUCCAAGUCGUCCUGUGGCAAAGAGGCGUGACCGUCCGAUCGGUCACCUUCCAAACCCACGGUGAGCGAUGGCUGCGAGUGGGCGCGCCCCGCCCGUGUUCCCGGCUCAGCACCGGCGGUAGCCGGUGCCUCCUUGCCGGCCACCUGGGAGGAGAUCUGGAUGCCGUACAGGUUGGACAUGCGCACGGUGUCUGUGACGGCGGUGUCCGCCCCGGCCCCAGGACCUUCACCGCUCUUGCGACACAGCUGGUGUGCGUGCAGGAACUUGAUGCCGUCUUCCAGACGCGUCGGUUCCACGGCUUGUUUGGGGCACGCCCCUGUGUACAUCACGUGCAACAGGUAGCUGAACACGUCGGGCUGGAUAUCGGUGGGCUGGAUUUUGAUGCACUCGCUGACACGUGCAAAUGUACAUAUGUACGUACGCACGCACACACACACACACGAUAAUAAUUCUGUCAACAAAGUUCAUCAUCACCUGUCAAUCAAAACUGAUGCCGCAAUGCUAGCAAAAAUACUGAUCUAAUACGACUUUUAACAUCAGACUAACUUGUUGCUUCAAGCAUUUCUGAUGCUACCCAUGUCGCUAAUGCUCAAGAUGUGGCUAAAGCUGUGUUGGGAAUCAUUCACUAAUUCCCUAACCCCAUACAAGAAUUUUUAUAUAUAGUGGUGCCUUGAGAUAUGAGUGACCUGACUUACAAGUUUUUCGUGAUACGAGCCAUUGUUUGACCGAUUUUGUAAUUUGAUUUGAGAGUGCAAACUUGAGAUACGAGCGCUGUAUGGUAGCAGUUAACUCAACUGACCUCACAUCAAGCAGCAGUAUGGCAAAUUCUUUAAAAAAGGAGGUUUUAAGAUGUUUAAUGCUACUCACACUUGAGGUUUACUCUAAAACAAAACAUAAAACGAACAGAAUUACACCUUAUUUAUUUGAAGCGCAACUAAACAGAUUUUUUUUCAAGUAUACAUUGUACACAAAAAAAUUUAAUUGCAUAACUUUAAAGAUGGCAACAACGCAUAAACUGACAAUACAACAGCACUUACAUUCAUAUAUCCUUUAUCUUUUGCAUAGAAUGACUAACAUUCAUGCUGUACUAGAGGAGUUGAGGCGUUAUUAUGAAUCCCACUUGUGUUCUAGGCAGGACACGCCACGGUGCAAUAUGAUUGACUGCUCCAAUGAGGCAAGGACUGCCGAGAACAAUGAACAGUAUGUCAAUUUCUCUGUCUUAUACUUCCCCUAGGUGGCCACGGCAGGCACAACAGAAGGAGCAGCAUUCAACAUAUUGUGUGGCAAAAUUUUAAAAUUCUAUUUAAUGAUGAUUUUAUGAAGUAAAAUAUUAUAGCGUGCUCUACAGUAAUACCUCGAUUAUCGCGGGGGUUAGGUUCGGGACGACCCCCACAAUAAGUGAACUCCGUAUCAACCACAUUUUUUUUACUAUUUAUACCCAUUUUAAAGCUGUAUGAACCCCCCCCCCCAGAUUUAUUAAUCUUCCCCACACUUGUAUUAAUCUCUGCCAUACUAUUUUAAACACUUCCUAUACUCUUAAACACCUUUUAUAAUCUCAAACAUUUAUUCCUUGCAAUAUGUUUUAAUGAAUGUUUUUCAAUUUUUUAAAAAUGUUUUAGGCUAGGAAGUGUUUAUUUUACCAGAAAAUAAUUAGAGCAUACACUCAAAAUCACAUGAUAUGGCGAAUUAGGCGUGAUAUGAAAAAAAAAAAAUCGGCAAUGCACUAAAUCCACGAUAGGUGAACCGGGUUAUAGCGGGGGAACGCUGUAUUCCUUUACUAAACACAAUACAACAAUUUUUGUUGUUUUGACAGGGGGCCUGGAAUGGAUUAAUGCAGAGGCGGAGGAACAACUUCUGGAGUGGGAGGUGGGGGCACAGUGCGCAGGGACGACUUUCAACAAAGACAACAACCAUGCUCAAAUGCAUAUUGUUCAUUUUACUCGUCGAUGGGUUGCUGCAUGUAAUUAUGCAACUGAUAAGCAACAUAUAGACUCCACACAGUGCAAUAAAUAAGGGGUGUGAAAAUUUAGGUGUUAAUGGCCCACAGUGACCCCCCUCCUCAUUCCGCAGCCUCUGGAUUAAUGACAUUUUUAAUUUCUGUGGGAAAUAUUAUUUGAAAUACGAGUGAACUGAGUUACGAGCGUGGUCACGGAACGAAUUCAACGCAUAUCUCAAAGGCACCGCUGUAUGGUGACAAGGGAGGCAUUCCCAAGUGCAGGUGUGUGAGUGUGUGUGUGUCACCUGGUCUGGUGGAUGAAGAUCAUCUUGAAGUAGUUCGAAAAGGCGGCGAGGACGGCCCGGUGAGCUUUGAAGUAAACGUUCCCGAUGGCGACCGUGCAGUCGCACAGGAAGCCGAACUCGCGCUGCACGUUGAGCUGCUGCAGCAGGAGCAGACUGUGAGCGGCCGACACCGGCACCGGCACCGGCACCGACGAAGCCUCCAUCGCAGACCUGAGCGCACGCAUGGAAACCCGCGCCACGUCACGCCACACAUUUGCAUAUCUCACACACCUUUUGUCAAGCCGCACGCACGCACAUUUACACACGCGCACGUCCCGUCGUCCCAGCCCAUUCGCGAUACGGCGGCGUGCACGCCGUCAUUCACGCACGCGCAUUAGGGCGUCGAUGGAUUGAUGCCUUACCGCAAAAGGAUCCUAGCGAGCAAGCGAGCAGGAGUCGGGAGAAGACGAGGAUGAGGAUGAUUGUUUGUGCGCCGAACUGCGUCACGUCUCGCGAGAGGACGCGGAUGGUCACGUGGGCAAUGCGCCCUACCUUAUCAAAAACAACACCUUGGACUGGAGUGUGCUGUCAAUCACAACACAUGAAUUAUGGACAGAUAUUGAGCUUGAUGCCAAAGGUGGAACAACCACUUAUUCGGUUCAGGGGGAGAUUACUUUAGGUUUGAAUCCCCUCCUUAAUAAAUGACAUUUUUAUUUAGAAACUGCAUUUUGUAUUUACUUUGGUUGUCUUUGUGAGAAACCCAAAUUGGCUUGAUGAUAUGAAAAGUUCAAGCGUGAUGAAUAUGGCCCAAAAAAAAAUCAGGUAUACAAAUAUGAUAUACAGGUACAUUGUUUCUUGUGACAAGUGUGACUUUUUGAAAAAAAAAAAAAAGUAUCAGAAGUCAUUUC